Daphnia carinata is the source of this 5822-nucleotide messenger RNA. It is a transcript of the gene mam, whose product is annotated as mediator of RNA polymerase II transcription subunit 12-like. Gene Ontology annotation, cellular component: nuclear speck. Lineage: Eukaryota; Metazoa; Arthropoda; Branchiopoda; Diplostraca; Daphniidae. Gene Ontology annotation, biological process: Notch signaling pathway; positive regulation of transcription by RNA polymerase II. Bases 694 to 4632 code for a protein of 1312 amino acids. The transcript is spliced from 8 exons. The record is from RefSeq and is a predicted model, not a curated record. Gene Ontology annotation, molecular function: transcription coactivator activity.
UGUGUUCAGUGUCGAACUUGCUGCUGAUCGAGAGCCGUCUCUCAGAAACUUCUCCGAACAAAAAUUUUUCGUCUUCAAUCACAGACACACACACACUCACACACACGAAAUCCCGACGAAAUCGAUCUCUAUGUGUUUCUCUAUUUCAACGAAUAAUUAGACCAACAUCGCCGUUACACACAUCCGAAACGUUCAAGUGACUCAAUCGAUUGGCUUUCUUUUUUCAAAUUGAAUAAUUUCUCAGUGUGGUGUCUGUGUCGAGUGUGUCUCCUUGCUUUAAUUUUUUUGGCGCAAGCAUAAACUUUGUGGGGACAUAUCUAACGAGUGUGUUACGUGUUGGACGUGUGUAUGUGUUGGUGUGUGUGUGUGUGUCUAUGGUGUUGCAGUGUGUGUCUCUGUGUCGACUGGAAUCUGGCCAAAAGCAAGCCGAGUCUCGUGUCUUGGGAUUAUUGCACAAUUUAAGACUUACCACUUCACUACAAAUACUUACUACACAGCCCGGUCUAUUACUCAGCCGCCAUCAUUUGUGUGGAUCGUUUUGAACUUGGCAUGCAGGUUGAUCUGAAUACAGCAUGAAAAAAGAUGUUGACAAAAGAUUGAGCAGCAGGCAAUCGGUUCGACCGGAGCAGGAGCCUCAACGGAUGUGGAGCUAAGCGCGGGCAGCCAAUAAGAUUAUUGGUUGCGUGCGGAGUAAUGUCGGAGGUGCUGCCUCCGAAACGUCAGGCGGCCGUGGAUCGACUGCGGAGGCGAGUCGAAGUCUACACCAAGGAUCAUCAAGAUCGAUUUAUGCACUAUGAGCGGAUCGGACCGGCCUUGUGCGAACAGCAAAUGCAAGAGUCGUUCGCAUUGAAACAAAAGUAUCUGGACCCCAAAGCGAAAAAGACGAGUAGCAGCAAAAGUAAUAAAAGCAGCGGCGGCAAUAAUAACAACUCUACUAGUAGUACUACUAGUAUCAGUAGCGGUGGUGGUGCGUCCAGCGCCGAACGUAAACCGGCUACGGAGACUCACGCCGGCAACACGCAGUCGAACAAGUACGGGAAGCGUCCGCUGGACGAGAGCGGCGAUGGAGGAGGGAGUGAGCCCGGGAUGAACGGAUCCCAACAGCAACAACAGCACUCCUCCUCGUCGGAUGGUCCACCGGCCGCAAAGAUCCAGUGCACGACGACGACGACGGCCAGCUCCUCGGCCACGGCCUCUGGCGGCGGCCCGGCCAAAUUCUCGGUGGAAAUCGUCCAGCAGCUCGAGUUCACCGCUAGCGCCUCUGGCGCUACCAGCGUCUCCGUCAAGACGCUCACCAACACAUCCGUCAAGAGCGAGACUCAGGUGUCGCCAUCCAACGGAGAUGGCGGUCCGCCCGAAAUGAAAAAGGAGAAACGCUGCGAUACGCCCGAUUUCAUGGCCGAAUUGAACGGCGAUUCCGACGAAACUGCCGCCGAUUUGGCCAAUCUCGAACGGUUCAUUUCGGAGGACACGUCCGACGGCAUCAUUAACGCCGACACAUUCAAAGAUCUGAUCUCGGAGAUACACGAUCUUCCACCCGAAUUCAUGGAGGAGUUCGAUUUCGACACGACAGACACGAAUAUCAAGAGCGGUGUAGGUGUAGCAGGGCUGCUGUCCGAUCCGUUUGGCGCUCCUAUGAUAAGCGAUGGAUCGCGCACCGUCGACUCGAUCGUUUCGCGACUCAAACAGGAGGAAGUCGAAGCGGCCGAUCGGGAAAUCCAGGCCGCCAUGCUGGAUAUUGGCAAGUCCAUGAGCAUGAACGCCCAGUCGAGUACGAACAGUUCGAGUAGUUGCAGUAGCAACAACAACACGUCGUCAUCCAUCUUGACGGCGAGUAUAACAACAUCGAGUUGCAGUACGGCCACGCUAUCGUCGACAACGGGAGCGUUUAAUAACAACACGAUUGGCGCGCCAGCUGGAUCGUUUGUUGAUUCGACGAAAAGCAACAACACCCCGCCCAUCGCUCAACAACACCAACAACAGCAAAGGACGGUCGACAACAAUAAUGGCGCCGCCAGCGCCAUGAAUAAUAGGCAAAUGCCGCAACCGUUUGGUGUCAAUUCCGGAGGUCCGGAAUUGAGUCCGGCUGCAUUGACGUUGAAGCAGAUGGCGGAGCAGCAUCAACACAAAGCCCAAAUGGGCAUGACUCCUGCAUCGAUGAACCAGGCCUCGACGGGUCUUUCGGCUCCUCCAACGAUGGCCAAUCAAGGUGCACCUUUAGUUCCUCCUCAUCAUCCGCCUGUCGUUAAUAACAUGCGGAUGCGGGGCAACUUUCAAGAGCAACAACAUCAGCCUCAGCAGUACAAUAAUGCGCCCGCACAAGGUCCAACUCAGCAACAACAACAACAGCAAGGCAAUCAGUUUAUGAAUCGAGCACCCUACACCGGUCAAGGUGGUUAUGGUCCCAACAGUCCGAUGAUUAAGAAGGAAAUGCCCUACUUUGCCAAUUCACCGCUGGGAGGAAACAGCCCUGGACCUGGACGGCCAGUACAACAGCAUCAGCAAGGUAUGCCUGGUGGCCAGCAUCAAGUCCCAGGUGCCAAAUCAUCACCUGUUCCAAUGAGUCAGACGAGCCCGAUGGGACCACCUACUCCUCAGCAAAUGCAGCAACAACAACAGCAAUUUAACGCUCGCAAAGCGCCUACACCGACGAGUACAACUACAAGUAGCAAUACGAGUAGUACUAGGACACCUCCACCAUCGGCUGCUGCUCCGGCCAGCGUUCAAUUUAGCCAAACUCAACAGCAACAGAUGCACAUGAGCAGCGGUGGCAACAACAACGGACAACAAAUCCAGAUGGCGGCGUCUCAUCACAUGCAAAUGUCAGCGGAUGUCAAAGUCAACGCCGGUAUGAACAACAUGCAAAUGAGACAGCAACAGCAGAUGGUACAACAGCAACAGCAAUCGAUGUUUUAUCAAAAUCAAACGGCGUCUGCAACCGUUCAACAGCCGUCUGGAGCGCAGCAACAACCUCAAGCGCAAGUUGUGCAACAACAACAAGCGCAGCAACAACAACCAGGAAUGGAGAACUCGUACACGUAUUCGGCCAGCCAAACGCAAACCAUCAAUUUCACUCAGCAACAUUUGAGAGCCAAUACGCGAAUGCCGGCGUCACUCAGCGUCCAACAACAGGCGGCCCAGCAGCAACAACAAGCCAUGCAACAACAGCAAGCCCAGCAACAGCAACAGAUGAUGCGGAUGCAGAUGAUGCAGCAACAGCAACAACAUCAGCAACAGCAGCAACAGGGAAUGACUCGCCCGCCACCGCCCGAUUACAAAACGCCGAUGAUGGCCGGUGGAAUUUCGACACCCGGUGGAGUUGUGGCCGCAGCAGUGGUACCCAACCAACAACAGCAACAACAACAACCCAAUGUGAUGAUGGGCCAACAACAUAUGGGUAUGAUGGCUGCUGGCAAUCAACAGCAACAGCAAGGGGUAGUAGGAGGAGGAUAUCCACCGGCCAUCCGGCCAGGUAUCCGACCGAUGGUGGCCGCUCAGGCGGUAGCGGUUGGACGUCCGUCUCCCAAUGGAAAUACGUCCCCGAUGCUGCAACAGCAACAGAUGCAACAGCAGCAACGACCCAUGAUGAACUAUCCUCAACAGCAGGUUCAGCAACAGCAACAACCGCAGGGCAUGAUGGGUAUGAACAACAUGGGAGGUUACGGUGGCGGCGGCAACAACAUGAUGAUGAACCGACCGCAGUACAACAAUGGUGGCAAUCCGAUGGUGCGGGCUCAAAGGCCACCCAACGUCACUGUCGGGCCGGACGGUAUGAAUGCUUGGAGGCAGCAACAAAUGGCGGCUAUGCAACAACAGCAGCAGCAGCAGCAAGUCCAACAGCAGCAGCAGGUUCAACAACAAGUUCAACAGCCUCAGCAAGCUCAGCAAAUGGCACGUUUUCAGCAACAACAGCAAGCUGCUGCCAACAACCCCAACAACAUUCGAAUGCAGCAGCAAACGUAUAUGCAACAACAGACGUCGUACAUGCAUGCUGGAAAUCAGGGACAAAACAUACAACAGCAGCAGGUGACUUUGACUAUGCAACAGCAGCAGCAGCAGCAAAUGCUCCAUUCACAAAACAUGGGCAACGCCAUGAUGCAGCAGAAAAUGCAAAUGACAAGUAUGCAAAUGCAGCAACAGGGAGGCAUGCAACAACACAUGCGAGUAUCUCAACAACAGCAGCAGUUUAGCCAAGCACAGCAGUUUGCUCAGCAGCAGCAAUUCAAUCCCAACCAACAACAACAGCAAUUUGCUCAGCAGCAGCAACAGCAUUUUAACAAUACGGGCCAGCAACAACAACAAUUUGCCAGUCAAUCUCAACAACAGUUUGCAGCAGCCCAGCAGCAGCAACAGUUUAAUCAACAGUCCCAGGCCGGCGGUAUGGGCCAGCAGGCAACUAUGCAGACACCUCAACAACCGCAACAACCUCAACAACAGCAGCAAUUUAACAAUCCUCAACAAGCCGCCAACAAUAGUGCUGUCGGUGUCAGUUCUAGUAACAACAGUGACUUCAGUUUGGAAUUUUUGGAUAAUAUAUCCGGCGACAAUGGCGGCCAGUUUGGUAGCGACGCUCAGGAGCUGCUCAAUUCCUUUGACACCGGAGUGGGUUUCAGCUUGUUGGACACGUUAUAAAAGGAGGUUGUUAUUUCUUCCGUUGUGUGUGUGUGCACGCGACCACCUGCCCGUCCAUGAUUUUUACUUCUUCCUAUUGACAAUUCAAAAAUUGGUGGUGUUACGCGCGCGAACCACCUAAAAGACUUCAACCAAAUGAAAAACACAAUUUAUACGACGAAAGUGUGUGUUGUGACUGCGUGUGUGCGUGUGUUGAAAAGCUCGGUGACGUAGCAUAUUAGCCUCUCUUUCUCUCCUCGUUGACUUUAUACUCUCGUGUUGAUCCGCUCUCAUCUCAUAUCCAUAAAGACAAAAUGUAUGGCAAGUUCCUUUAUUUCGGUUUUCCUCAAAAGAGAGCCAAAAGAAUACCUUUUUUUUUCACGCUGAUGAUAUACACACUAUAUUGUAUUUUGGGGGAGAGAGAGAGAAGAGGAAUUUUAUAAUUAAUUUUUCUCAACUCAAAAAAAAUUCGAAUUUUGUUUUUCCUCCAUUCUCAAAUUUGGCUCGAAGAGUCGACUACAAGACGACUGACGAUAAACAUAUUAUAAUUUUGUCUUUCUCUCUCUCCUCGUUUUGAAUUGAAUUUGAUACUACUACCGUGUUUUUCUUCAUUUUCCCCUCGCUCUUGAUUUAUAUAUUCCCCCCCUAGAACCCCGCCCCCUGAAACCAAUCAAAUCAAACUGUGCGUUGUUGUUUAUCUUUUUUUUUUUAAACAUUAGUUUUUUCUUUUCAAGCGAAAGUACGACUUUGUGGGGUUUUUGAUGGGAAUUGACGAUGUUCUUCUCAAUUUCCUCAUGUCCUUUUUACUCCUGCGCUCCCGAAAAAAAAUAUGAAACCAAAAUCUUCAAUUCUUUCCUAUUCGCCCCAUAUUUUCUUUAAACAAAUUCGGUUUGUCGCGCACACAAAUUCUCAAGUCGAAAAUCACUGCAGAAAAUGAUCAAAACAGUGCCAGUAUAUCUCCUUUUUUUUUUUUCUCUUCCGACUUCUCCUACAGACAACUUUUUCACAACAACGCCUUCCUCCUCCACCGACAUUCUUACCGGAAUUUCCACCUCCUUUUUCGAAUAAACUCUCCCGAAACCGAUUUACAUAAUUCCCCCCCUGUUUUUUUUCGAUGAUCGAACGAGCUGUGUGUAUAUUUUUUAUACUCUCGCGCCAAAACAAAAAUAAUGUUGUUCUGAAUUAUGCAAUAUACUAUGUUAAAUGACCAA